Molecule: messenger RNA, 2214 nt
Organism: Felis catus (domestic cat)
Lineage: Eukaryota; Metazoa; Chordata; Mammalia; Carnivora; Felidae
Gene: MGAT4C
Product: MGAT4 family member C
Exons: 9
Coding region: 561-2009 (482 amino acids)
Biological process (GO): protein N-linked glycosylation
Molecular function (GO): acetylglucosaminyltransferase activity
Source: RefSeq, a predicted model, not a curated record
CAAUUAUCUCGCUUUUGUGUGAGGCCCAAGGAUCACUCAUGCUGCCAGGCUGCACAGAGCACUGUUGGAUCUAGCUGAACGAAUUGUUUUCCCUGUCUCUGUGUACAUGGCACAAAGGAAUGGAAAUAUAACUCCUACUCUUCUCAGAUGUUUCAAUGCGAUAUUAUUAAUGAUGUGAAACUUUAGCUCAAAGUUACGGAGUCUCAGAUAUUUUCCUUCUCCAAAGAAUAAAACUACCUGGUCUCACUACUUAUCUACCUACCUCCUACCUAUGAAUCCAUCUGAUCAACCCAUCUAAUUGUUGACCUAUCCAAACAUCCACCCUUUGCUUUGUUGCUCAAAAUACAUGAGUGUAUCAACAUUUUCUGUACAGGACAGAUUAUGACAGCUUCUUUCUUAAGAUUUUCAUUAUGCACUCAGGCCAUAGCUUCCUAAUCAAUAAAGUAAUUCCUACCAUGGGAGAAUGAAAAGGAGGAGAGACUGAAAGGUAUGGAACAGUAUUCAUUCAUUUCUUAUGAUGUUUGCAACAAAAUUUACUUGAUAAGAUUAUCAUCACACAAAUGCAGUAUAGAAUGCUUAAAUUUUAUCAAAUGAAGCAUAUUUUUGAAAUACUGGAUAAAAUGAGAUGCCUGCGAAAACGUUCCACAGUGUCAUUUUUGGGAGUUCUUGUCAUUUUCCUUCUCUUUAUGAACUUGUACAUUGAAGACAGCUAUGUUCUGGAAGGAGACAAACAGCUUAUAAGGGAAACAUCCACACAUCAGCUGAAUUCAGAACGCUAUGUGCAUACUUUCAAAGAUUUAUCGAAUUUCUCAGGAGCCAUCAAUGUCACAUAUCGCUACUUAGCUGCCACACCUUUACAAAGAAAGCGGUUUCUUACCAUUGGACUGUCGUCAGUGAAACGAAAAAAAGGAAACUAUUUACUUGAGACAAUCAAGUCAAUUUUUGAGCAGUCCAGCUACGAAGAGCUGAAGGAAAUUUCAGUGGUGGUUCAUCUAGCAGACUUUAAUUCAUCCUGGCGUGAGGUCAUAGUCCAGGAUAUUACACAGAAAUUUGCCCACCAUAUUAUUGCAGGAAGAUUAGUAGUUAUACAUGCUCCAGAGGAAUAUUACCCAAUCCUGGAUGGCCUUAAAAGAAAUUACAAUGAUCCAGAAGACAGAGUCAGAUUUCGUUCCAAGCAAAAUGUAGAUUAUGCUUUUCUGCUUAAUUUUUGUGCCAAUACAUCAGACUAUUAUGUAAUGCUUGAAGAUGAUGUUCGAUGUUCAAAAAAUUUCUUAACUGCCAUCAAGAAAGUCAUUACAUCCCUUGAAGGAACCUACUGGGUAACUCUUGAGUUCUCUAAGCUUGGCUACAUUGGAAAACUUUAUCAUUCUCAUGAUCUCCCACGUUUGGCACACUUUUUAUUAAUGUUUUAUCAAGAAAUGCCUUGUGAUUGGCUACUGACUCAUUUUCGGGGUCUUUUAGCUCAGAAAAAUGUGAUCCGUUUCAAACCAUCUCUCUUUCAGCACAUGGGUUAUUAUUCAUCAUAUAAAGGGACUGAGAAUAAGCUGAAGGAUGAUGAUUUUGAAGAAGAGUCAUUUGACAUCCCCGAUAACCCUCCUGCAAAUCUGUAUACCAACAUGAAUGUUUUUGAAAAUUAUGAAGCAAGCAAGGCUUAUAGUAGUGUCGAUGAGUACUUUUGGGGAAAACCACCUUCAGCAGGAGACGUCUUUGUGAUUAUAUUUGAAAAUCCAAUUUUAAUUAAAAAAAUUAAAGUGAGUACUGGAACAGAAGAUCGGCAAAAUGACAUUUUGCAUCAUGGAGCCCUAGAUGUUGGGGAAAACGUUAUAGAUUUCAAACAAAGUAGACAAUGUGUUACUUACUUAAGACUAGGGGAAUUCAAAAAUGGAAACUUUGAAAUGUCAGAGGUGAAUCAAAAAAUUCCAUUUGAUAUACAUUGUAUAAGGAUAUAUGUUACCAAGACACAAAAGGAAUGGCUGAUUAUUAGGAGUAUUAGCAUUUGGACUUUUUAGCCAAUUAAACCAAGAGGUCCAGUUCCUAAAACAGGCUUUCCUGUUUCCUUUUUUGCUACCUUCCUCUUUUGCUACUUUUGUCCUUUGGAGGGAAGGCAAUGGAUGAGACAUUUUAAAAGAAAAGCCUAAGCAUUUUUGCAGUUUUGAUUUGCAUAUUGUCAACAUAAUUUUACUCUAAUACACACUUUUUAUUUUAACUUCUGAA